Zerene cesonia (dogface butterfly) is the source of this 1307-nucleotide messenger RNA. Its product is annotated as cytochrome P450 4g15-like. Gene Ontology annotation, molecular function: heme binding; monooxygenase activity; iron ion binding. Lineage: Eukaryota; Metazoa; Arthropoda; Insecta; Lepidoptera; Pieridae. The record is from RefSeq and is a predicted model, not a curated record. The coding region runs from base 81 to 1307 and encodes 408 amino acids. The transcript is spliced from 8 exons.
CUGCUCCUAACCGGAUAUUUCGAGAAAAUAAUUUCAUAUCGAUUGAUGUAAUUUAAUUUUUUAAGAUUAAAAGUUCAAUAAUGUUGUGGCAAAUUAUAGUUAUUUUAUGUAUAUUGUGGUAUUUAUUGGAAUUAUGGAAGAUCCGACGAGUGGUUGCCGCGUCGAGACGACUUGAAAGCAGUUUUAUUUCCUUACCUGUGAUCGGGCAUUCUUAUAUGUUUAUUGGGACUAAUGAGGAUCGUAUGACAGCGCUAAAGAAAUUAUCCUACGAAGCUAUGCAAUAUGUAACUAAUGUAACACCUCUGAGACUGGCAUUUGAAUUUUAUACAGUGGUAGUAGAUCCAGAAGACAUCGACCUCUUAUCAAAGGAGUGUCUGGACAAACCACCGAUGCUUUAUAGAUUUUCACGAAAGCUUCUUGGAGACGGAUCUUUGAUGGCGCCAUUGAAUAUUUGGCGACCACGUAGAAAGCUAAUGUCACCGAUGUUUGCGCAAAAGAAUUUAAUAAACUUCGUGAGUAACUUCUCGAAGCAGGGUAUGGCCUUGGCGCAGAGUUUGCAGUCCGUCGCUGGCGGCAAAGCUUUCUCUGUGUGGCCGUUCUUUACUACGUACACAAUGGAUAAUGUUUGUGAGCCAGAUAAUGAUUUCCUAGAAAUGCUUCUCCAAUCACCGGAUGAUAUUAUACCGUCUAAAUUGUUGAUUGAGGAGAUGCUAGUUCUAGUUCUAGCCGCGACGGACACCUCCGCUGUGGGUGCAUCUUUUACAGCUGUAAUGCUGUCAAAACAUCCAGACGUACAAGAGAAAGUAUAUGAGGAAAUAAGAAAGGUUAUAGGCGAAAAGAACAGACUGAUAGAAGCGAGUGAUUUAGCAAAUUUGAAGUACUUAGAAGCUGUGAUAAAAGAAACGUUGAGGUUGUAUCCACCGGUGCCGAUCUUUGUUAGAGCAGUCCACAAAGAUAUUACUUUACCGUCAGGAGUUACACUAGUAAAGGGCAGUAACUUACUUCUAAGUGUGUGGGGGGCGCAUCGUCACCCUAAGUACUGGGGGGAGGACGCAGAAGAAUUCAAACCGGACCGUUUUAUUAAAGGAAACUUUAAGCAAACAGCUUUUAUACCUUUUAGUUGUGGACCAAGAGGAUGUUUGGGAUACAAGUAUGCAAUGAUGUCCCUUAAAACAAUGAUAGCUAGCCUGCUGAUGUACUACGAAAUACUACCGGCGCCGAAUUUAUAUAACAGGCCGAUGAGACUACAGUAUAAUAUAAUGAUGAAGGACAUCGACAACUUUCAAAUUAAACUAAGACUAAGAUAA